CUGGGAAAAAAAAAACACUCACUUCCCACUUCCAACUGACAAGAUCGAUCCAACCUUAAUUUCUACGAAAACAUAUUUACUUACUAUAAAUGGAUAAGUUGAGGAGCUACAAUUACAUCUCAAGCCAGUCAGUGAGCCUGGCUUCCGACAGCCCGAAGAAGCGGGCGGGCCGGAAGAAGUUCCGCGAGACGCGGCACCCGGUGUACCGCGGGGUUCGGCGGCGGGGCUCAGGCAAGUGGGUGUGCGAGGUGAGGGAGCCCAACAAGAAGACCAGGAUAUGGCUCGGGACGUUCGCCACCGCCGAGAUGGCAGCGCGCGCGCACGACGUGGCGGCCAUCGCGCUCAGGGGGCGCUCGGCCUGCCUCAACUUCGCCGACUCCACGUGGCGCCUGCCCGUCCCGGCGUCCUCGAGCGCCCAGGACAUCCGGAAGGCUGCAGCGGAGGCAGCCAAGGCGGAGGCGGAGGAGGAGGAGGAGGAAGAGGAGUGGUUUGUGGAUGAGGAGGAGGUGUUUGGGAUGCAUGGAUUGGUGUCCAAUUUGGCGGAGGGCUUGAUGCUGCCGCCGCCUUUCUACUUUGAUGACGUGGAUAUCGAUGCUGAUGUGGCACUCUGGAGUUAUUCUUUCUGAAUUGUUUUUGCUCAAAUUAGAAUUCGCACUCCACUUUUUAUUGGCAAGUGCGAAUGUUAGGAAAGAAGUACUAGUAAGUAUAUGCCAAUAUGGAAAUUUCUAUUUUAAUGUAUCAUUUUUAGCCAAA
Messenger RNA from Salvia splendens (bonfire salvia), 753 nucleotides. Its product is annotated as dehydration-responsive element-binding protein 1C-like. Bases 90 to 626 code for a protein of 178 amino acids. Gene Ontology annotation, biological process: regulation of DNA-templated transcription. The record is from RefSeq and is a predicted model, not a curated record. Gene Ontology annotation, molecular function: DNA-binding transcription factor activity; DNA binding. The transcript has a single exon. NCBI's taxonomy places the organism in Eukaryota, Viridiplantae, Streptophyta, Magnoliopsida, Lamiales, Lamiaceae.